Molecule: messenger RNA, 972 nt
Organism: Vombatus ursinus (common wombat)
Lineage: Eukaryota; Metazoa; Chordata; Mammalia; Diprotodontia; Vombatidae
Gene: FOXL1
Product: forkhead box L1
Exons: 3
Coding region: 1-972 (323 amino acids)
Biological process (GO): regulation of transcription by RNA polymerase II; anatomical structure morphogenesis; cell differentiation
Molecular function (GO): RNA polymerase II cis-regulatory region sequence-specific DNA binding; DNA-binding transcription factor activity, RNA polymerase II-specific
Source: RefSeq, a predicted model, not a curated record
AUGACCCACCUCUACAACCACCACCUACCUCCUCUGGUCAGCCCCUCGGUGUUGUACGUGUACGGCCCCGAGCGGCCCGGGAUGCCCCUGGGCUUCUCUCCUCCCGCUACUCUGGUUGGAGCCGAUCGGGCCGAGCCCCCCCAGAAGCCUCCCUACAGCUACAUCGCCCUUAUCGCCAUGGCCAUCAAAGACGCCCCAGAUCAGAGGGUCACGCUCAACGGCAUCUACCAGUUCAUCAUGGACCGUUUUCCGUUCUAUCACGACAACAAACAGGGCUGGCAGAACAGCAUCCGGCACAACUUGUCGCUCAAUGACUGUUUCGUCAAGGUGCCCCGGGAGAAGGGCCGCCCUGGCAAAGGCAGUUACUGGACCCUGGACCCCCGCUGCCUGGACAUGUUUGAGCACGGCAACUAUAGACGGCGGAAGAGGAAGCCCAAGCCAGGCCCUGGGGUCCAGGAGGCCAAGAAAGGCAAAGGGGAGGCGGAGGAGGCCGGAGCCCAGGACGCCCAGGACAGUAUCCAACGAGAUGUUGCUAUCUCAGGCCAGUCAAGCGGGCAGCCAGUUGAGAGCACAGCUACCUUGGGCCCUCCUCCGCCCCCUGGCCCGCGAGACACGGACCCGGAGGACGCUUCCCCUCCAAAAAAUGCCGACAAGCCCAAGAGCUUCAGCAUAGACAGUAUCCUGGCCCGGACACACAGCCAGAAGCCAGCCAGAGGGGGAGAGCUGGCAGGGGCAGCCAAACAUGCCGGGGAGUCGCUACCCGGGGGAUGCUUCAGCUCUGCCCUCUUUGCUAGCUCUCCCGGUCUCUGCCCGACUUUCAGUGGCUCCCUGAUGCUCGAUUCUCAAGUUCAAGGGCGACUUUACCAGCUGGGGAUCCCUCUUCUGUCAUAUUUCCCGCUCCAACUUUCUGACGCUCCUGGAACCUGUCCCUUGCAAGGGACACCAGCGACUGACCACGACCGAAGCGGGUGA